UUAAGUAAAACCAUUGGAGUGGGUAAUUGUUGAAAGAGUGUUGAAUUGAAGAGAGAAGAUGAUGUGGAGUGUUGAGAAGAGAAAAAGUGAGAUAGAAAAAAAGUAAACAAAAUAUUUUUUUUGCUUAACCAUUGGAUAUGGUCUCAAUACAUCAUCUGUCUACAAAAGGUGAAGUGCAGUCUGUAAUCUUGGCUUGCCCGUUGUCAUUGCUUUUAUUGUCUGAAGACUACAUACAUUGGGUGUUCUUGCCCGUUGCUAAUCGUACCUUUCAGUCUCAGUCUGUCACCUAGCUCAGUUUCUAGCUCACUUAGCUACCUCUUCACUUUAAUUUGCUCUUCCUUUCUUUCCCAAAUACUACACAUUCUCUAUCUGGCUCUUUCUCCUCUUUUCUGGUUGAUUUAGAAUUCGCAACCCGAUUCCCCCCCUCCCCCCACAAUUUCAGUUUUUUAAGUUCUGAAUUUUAUGUUCCGAAUUAAUUCGGGAUUUAAAUUCCUGGACGUGCAAAAUACAAUACAAUAAAACACUCCACUUUUAAGUGAGAAAAUGCUUUGGAAACUCAAUUAAUUCGGAAUCAGAACUUAAAAAACUGAAAUUAUGGGGUGUAAAAUCUAAUAGGUGGGGUGCGAAUUCUAAAUCCCUUUUCGGAAUCCCUUGCUCUUUCAUUGUUCAUGGGUAGCACAACAAGUAACAAAGGCAGCGGUUGCUACUGCUACAUUCAGGACGAGAACACAAGCCUUACACGGGCUAAUCUCCCCUAUUUUGCCAUGAGGGAACAUGGUGGGAAUCAUAUCUCCCUUGCAGUAGGUCAAUCAGUUCCAGGGCCUCCAGCCUUCAAUGGAGAAGACUAUGAGUAUUGGAAGGCAAGAAUGCGACUCUUUUUUGAGUCCACAUGCUUUGAUAUGUGGGACAUCAUUGAAAGUGGAUACCUUGUUCCAAGAGAAGGUGGUGUUGAUGUUCCAAAGGCCUCCUGGUCUCCUGAGCAGAAAUAUCAGGCGUCGCUGAAUGCUAAGGCCAAGUACUACCUGGCUUGUGCCCUGAGCAAAUCAGAGUUCAACAAGAUUUCUGAUUGCUCAACAGCCAAGGACAUGUGGGACACCUUAGCCAUUGUUCAUGAAGACACCAAAGAUGUCAAAGAAGCAAAGUUAAGCAUAAUGACUUGUCGAUAUGAGAUGUUCAAGAUGGAAUCACAUGAGUCCAUUGAUCAGAUGUUUGGAAGAUUUCAAACAAUCACUAAUCGUCUUAAAUCACUUGGAAAGACCAUUCCAUCUUCUCACCAAGUGUGGAAGAUCUUGAGGAGUCUUCCAAAGCAAUGGAGACCCUUGGUGACUGCCAUUCAAGUAGCCAAGGACAUGGCCACAAUGAAUCUUUAUGAGCUUAUAGGUCACUUGAAAGCUUAUGAGCUUGAAUUGUGUGAAAAAGAUGCUGCGUUUAGAAAAGGAAAGAACAUUGCUCUGUGAAGGAAGCUUUAAAAGAGAUAUAAAAGAGAAAAAAUGCCAUUUCCAGCACCUGGCCAAUUGCAUAAAGGGACUUUGUGGCCGAGGAGCAUAUCUCUACUGUGGUUUGGCUGGCUGACGUUUUGUUUUGUUGUUAUUUACUUUUGUGUUUAUUUGGAUUCUGUUAUUUUAGUUAGGACCUAUCAUGAUAGGAUUUCUAUUUUAUGAUAGUUGGUAGUGGAUUUGUUUCCACCCAAUUAGCUUCAUAUGGAUUUAUUUUGAUAGCCUUUUAGGAUCAUAUAAGGCUGAAUACUUGAUGAUUAUGGUACGCUGAUCUUGAUCACUUUUGUGACAAAUGCUUAGAUUAUGCU
Lotus japonicus is the source of this 1804-nucleotide messenger RNA. RefSeq lists its product as uncharacterized. Lineage: Eukaryota; Viridiplantae; Streptophyta; Magnoliopsida; Fabales; Fabaceae. The transcript has 3 exons. The record is from RefSeq and is a predicted model, not a curated record. The coding region runs from base 669 to 1457 and encodes 262 amino acids.